Molecule: messenger RNA, 5110 nt
Organism: Oncorhynchus keta (chum salmon)
Lineage: Eukaryota; Metazoa; Chordata; Actinopteri; Salmoniformes; Salmonidae
Product: transcriptional adapter 2-beta-like
Exons: 2
Coding region: 213-1772 (519 amino acids)
Biological process (GO): chromatin remodeling; regulation of transcription by RNA polymerase II
Cellular component (GO): nucleus; SAGA-type complex
Molecular function (GO): transcription coactivator activity; chromatin binding; zinc ion binding
Source: RefSeq, a predicted model, not a curated record
CUAGAGUUGUUCAUUGUUCCUCAGCUCUGUGUUUUCAGGGCUAUAUGAUUGGAACAAGGGUCAUUGUCUUGUUGCUCUGCCUCCGCAUCCAUGGGAAUAUUCGGGUAUUCCUGACAAAAAAAAGCUAGAAAAUCACAUAAGUAUGUCAAUGAAGUCAAUGAACUGAGCAUGUAAGCCAAUCACAGGCGUUUGCGCCAUGCGUAUCAAUAUUAAUGAGACGCAGUUGUGAGACUUCAGUACGCAUGCCCUCCCCGCGCGACACUGCUGCUUCCAACAACAAGCAAGAAGCCAGCAACAUGGCCGACCUAGGAAAGAAGUACUGCGUAAACUGCCUUGCAGACGUUACGAAUCUGAGACUUCGCUGUACUGACUGCCCAGAUAUCGAACUGUGUCCGGAAUGCUUCUCCGCGGGUGCAGAAAUCGGUAAUCAUCGGCGAUGGCACGGUUAUCAGCAAGUCGACGGCGGGCGCUUCACACUCUGGGGUCCCGAAGCGGAGGGAGGAUGGACUAGCAGGGAAGAGCAGUCGCUACUCGAUGCGAUCGAGCAAUAUGGCUUUGGAAACUGGGAGGACAUGGCCACUCACGUGGGGGCGUCUCGGACCCCCCAGGAAGUCAUGGACCACUACGUCAGAAUGUACAUUCACGGCAACCUGGGCAAGGCCUGCGUCCCCGAAAGUAUCCCCAACCGGGUAACGGACCACACCUGCCCCAGCGGUGCCCCCCUGUCCCCCAGCCUCACCACCCCCCUGCCCCCGCUGGACGUGACCCUGGGCGAGCAGCAACAGCUGGGCUAUAUGCCCCUUCGCGACGACUACGAAAUCGAGUAUGACCAGGAGGCAGAGAAGCUCAUCAGCGGCCUGUCGGUCAACUACGACGAUGAAGACGUGGAGAUUGAAAUGAAGCGGGCGCACGUGGACAUGUACGUGCGCAAGCUGCGGGAGCGUCAGCGCCGCAAGAAUGUGGCCCGCGACUACAACCUGGUACCCGUCUUCCUUGGGCGAGAUAAGAAGGACAAGGAGAAGCCAGGCACGCUGGGAGUUGUAGGUGGCGGGGGUAGUGUUGGCGCCGUCGGAGUGGGAGGAGGAGUAGUGGGGACCCUUCUGAUGCUGACCAAUCCCAUUGUGACGCCGGGAGCUGCAGCCGUUCCUACAGUGCCAAAGCGUAAGAUCACCAAGGAGGAGAAGGAGCAGCGGGUCAAGUUACGGGGGAUGUGCCAGUUCAUGGCUCUGCGGGAGUUUGAGGACUUCUUUGACAACAUGCACAAGGAGCGCGUGCUGCGCGUCAAGGUACGAGAGCUGCAACGAUACCGCCGCAACGGCAUCGCACGACUGGACGAGUCGGCCGAGUACGAGUCGGCAAGGCACAAACGGGAGAAACGCAAGGAGAACAAGAGUGUGGCUACCUCCAAAACAGGCCGAGGCGGCGGGCUCUGCACUGGGGGAGGAGGGGGAGGGCUUGGAGGAGGGGCGGGAGGUGGAGGAGUGAGCGGUGGCGCCAUCAAAGAGGAGGGCAAGGAAGGCGAGUUUGCGGCCAUUGAGAACCUGUCCGGCUUUGAACUGCUGUCGGACCGGGAGAAGGUGCUGUGUAACACGCUCAACCUCAGCCCCACGCGCUACCUGACCGUCAAGACCAUCAUCAUCAAGGACCACCUUCAGAAGCGCCAGGGCAUCACCUCCAAGAGCCGCCUGCCAGGCUACCUGGACAAGGUGCUCAAGAAACGCAUCCUCAGCUUCCUCACAGAGAGUGGCUGGAUAUCCCGAGACAUGACCUAACAGUCCAUCGGGUUUGUAGGAACUGGACCUGGGCAGUGUCCUAACAAUGUGUGUAUGGAGUUUGUGGGGACUGAGGAUUACAGAAGGGUCAUGACUCUGUUUUGCACUCGUAAGCUCCACAUAGACCAAACUAUUGGGUUUUACCACCUUUUGUCUUGUUUUGUCCAACGUCAUCGACCACAGGACUGUUUGUGAAUAUGUACAUUGCAAAGAAUAAGGAUUUCCACUUUCUUAAAAAAAAAAUAAAGUUUGGAUACCAUUUACAGGGGAGGGAUGAACAGAUAUAUAUUUUUGCAUUUGAAUCCAUAUGAAUGAUAAUGUAUUCGUAUGGGUAGAUGAUACAGGGUCUUUGUAUUGAAACUCCAGUGAAGGAUCGCCUAAUGCUGCUGGGCAAACCAGACAACACUGUCUUCAAAGCUGUUCUCAAAGUAUAAAUUGUUAAGUAUAGUUUGCCUCCAGCUUCUUUGUAGCCUGGUCCCAAAUGAGUUGGCGCUGUCUAGCCAACUCCUAUGGUCAUUGACCAGACAACACCAACAGAUCUGGGACCAGGCUAGCUUCCUUUAGGUCAGGAUGUAGUUUUGGAGAGCACAAGUUAGUGCCUAUUCAAACAGCAAUACAGUCACACUGUGCUGGAACGCAGGGGGUAUAUAUCAUCUUAUUCUUCCCAUGAAGAGAUGAAGGCCGGCAAAGCAUACAGGAGUCAGUAUUUGGCAGCUAACGCUCUCGUAGAGUACUGCAGUAAAUCCCCGUUUUGACUCUUGUCAAAACUUUGUGGCGGUCUAACUUAGGAUGGCAGGCUCAGAAUUUGGCACUAUGAGAGGAAUAGCCUAACUUCUCAACUAUUCUGUUCCAUCCCCUGCACGAUUUCUGAUUCUAGUAGGCUGUUCACUAAGAUAAGAAAAAUAUCAACUUUUAAAUGUUUAUAUAUGGGCAUUAACCAAUGACAUGCGUACAAUCCUUAAGCACAAAUCAAAAAACUCUUGUUUGCCAAAUGAGCAUAUAGGCUAUCACUAGGUUUUUUUACUACCCUGUUGCAUCACAGGUUAAGUUUCCCAGUUUGGAUGUUAUGGUGUAAGACUGUAUGAUGGCCUGUCAGACUUUUUCUUUUUACCUCUUAAUGAAUAUGUGGUGCAUGAUUAUUGUCUUCUUAUCACCGGUUGCUUGCUGUUUUUGUUUGCCAGUGUGUCACUUAUUCAAAGGGAGUAAAGUCAUAUUUAAAUGGUUUGAAGACCUGCUAGAUUUGCUCCAUCUAAUUUCCUGGUUCAUUUUUUUAUUUAUUUUUUACAGUCACAGCAUUCAUAUAGGCUACUGUACACAUCACAUGGCCUUGCAAGUACAAUAUCAAAGGGCAGGAAUAAUCUGGUAGAGUAAAGGGACGACUGCAUCAGAAAAGCUUGGUUGCUGUUAGACAUUGAUGUUUUCCAUUGACAUCAAAUGUUUGUUCCCAGCACAGGUACUUUGAAGUGUCCACUGGCACCUUAUCUUUCUGACGUCCAGUUAGCCUGUUAUAACAUGGACAAGGUGAACUACUGCAGGGAUAUAGAUGUGGUUUGGGUGUAGAGAAAGUGUUGAGUAUCGAGUUUGACGCUGGGAAGGAGAUGUAAUGAUCGCAGACCAGCGGAGGCUGGUCGGAGGAGCCUGUCCUCCUAUAGCUCGUCCCACCAGGCUCCUCUGUCACACGUACAGGCCUUGGUGUUAUCCCCACCAUAGUAUAUUUUAUCAUACCACAGAAGUAAUAAAAGCUAUAUUUUUUAUUUAUCCUUCCUCAUAAGCUUGAAAGUAUCCAGACACUGACAAGGCCCCUGGGUUCUCGCAUCGCCUACCUGAAGAUUUCUAUUUGUCACAAAAACUGUCACGGUUUACAAUCAAAGACUAGAUUAACUCCUUAUCUGGUUUAAAGAGAAAACAACUGUUUUUGAACCAUAACGGCAUCAUCUAUGAUUUCUUUUCACUUUCCUCUGCGGUGUCGAGGGCUUUUGUGCGUGUCGAUCAGAGAGGUGGCAGGAGAGCGCCAUUUAAAUGUAAAUGGCAUUUUGAAUGGGCAUCGGUUGACGGGGAGAGUUGGAAUACAAAAGUGGGGUUGAGGCUGGGAGAGCGAGGGGUGGGCGUAAGAAGUAGUGGAGUGUUCAAGCUCGAUCUGUCAAAGCAUAGAUUUAGUUUUGUGCUGCUUCUUGUUCUAUUUUCCUCCCUCCGCCUCUCCCUGUCCAUGUACUGACUCUUGGAUCUCGGUGCUUUUUACUGAUAGGGAUUUUGCCAUAAAACGAAAGCCCCAUUCCUCACUGCUGUUUCUGCUGCAGGGAGCCAGUUGCCCUGUGUUCAGAGGUGGAGCUGGCUGGUCAGCCCAGUGUUAUAUUUAUUCGAGAACAUUAAUCAUUUCUUAUUGGACAAGGCCAGGUAGUCCCUCCCUGUUUCACCCUAUUGUCUUCCAUUUGGUGCCUACUGAAUGAGACCCAGGCUAUGGUAAGAAGUCAUGAGAGGUCAGAGUUCAGUCUAGGCGAGAACCUCUAAAGUUGACAGUGCCUAUUAUCAGUCUCAUUUAAUUUCCUGUCAAAGCUAGUAGCUAACUACUUCAACCAUUGUCAUUAUAAAAAGUUAAAAGACAUUAAUACACACAGCCUGCUUCCCAUAGCCUUGUUUAAUAAUCAGGGUGUGCCAUUUCUGUGCCAAACCAUUUUACCUAUGGCACAGAUUUCAUGACCGAGGGAAACGCAGUUAAGCUAAAGCUUCCCAUCAGUAGAUGGCAUUCUCAAUUGUUUCAGCCUCUUUUGUUAUUUAUGUUCUAAAGAUAACAUAUUUUAUAGGUGGUUGAAAUUACACUUGUUCUAUGAAACAUUACCAUUUUAUGAGCAUACGGGAGUGUUUUGCCUGUUUUUGCAUGUGAAGCCAAGUGUUUUAAAUGAUGUAAGUAGUACAUUUUGGUUAAAUGGCUCGAUUAAAAAUGAUUUUCACUUGAAUUGUUUCUAAACAUCAAGACUGAGGGUGGGGAGAAAGGUUUUAUUUUAUUUCUGUGGAAUUUUUGCAAAAACAUUUUACCAAAUGUACAUGAUUUUUUGUAAGAAUUUGAAAAUGAACACAUUAAUACUGACCUGUGAAAUGUACAGUAUUUUAUUUCAGUUACUUUUUAUAACAAAUCUUCAAUAUGCGAGUGAGAACCAUUCUAAGCCUUUUGCGUGUGUUGUCGUAGCAUGAUGUUAAACUGUUCAUGUGUAUCAGUAGUAUGCUUAGGAAGUCAAAGCAUUUGACAAUUCAGUGGUUGAAAAUGUUGAGGGGGAAUUUUUGAUGGCCCAUUCUUUGUGGUUGCACAGGACAGGUUUUGUAUUAAAAGUGCAAAUACUUUA